Taeniopygia guttata (zebra finch) is the source of this 2932-nucleotide messenger RNA. RefSeq names its product G protein subunit alpha transducin 1 (gene GNAT1). Gene Ontology annotation, biological process: adenylate cyclase-modulating G protein-coupled receptor signaling pathway; phototransduction, visible light; detection of light stimulus involved in visual perception. The record is from RefSeq and is a predicted model, not a curated record. NCBI's taxonomy places the organism in Eukaryota, Metazoa, Chordata, Aves, Passeriformes, Estrildidae. Gene Ontology annotation, molecular function: G protein-coupled receptor binding; G-protein beta/gamma-subunit complex binding; GTPase activity. Gene Ontology annotation, cellular component: cytoplasm; heterotrimeric G-protein complex.
CAGGCGGCCCCCCGGGACCUUGGCCCCGUCCUUGUCGCACAUCGGGCGGGCGGCGGUGGCAGCGGCGGCGGCGGGCACCGGGAGCGAGCGCUGGAGGCGGCGGGAGGCUGGAGCUCGCUGCCCAUCUUGGUGCUGACCUCCAAGGAGCGGGUGGUGAACCGCAGGGCUGCGGGGCUGAGGAUGGGAGCCGGGGCCAGUGCCGAGGAGAAGCAUUCCCGAGAGCUGGAGAAGAAGCUCAAGGAAGAUGCUGAGAAGGACGCCAGGACCGUCAAGCUGCUGCUGCUGGGAGCAGGGGAGUCGGGGAAGAGCACCAUUGUCAAGCAGAUGAAGAUCAUCCACCAGGACGGUUACUCGCUGGAGGAAUGCCUGGAGUUCAUUGCUAUCAUUUACAGCAACACGCUCCAGUCCAUGCUGGCCAUCGUGCGGGCCAUGACCACCCUCAACAUCCAGUACGGGGACACCGCUCGCCAGGACGAUGCCCGCAAGCUGCUGCACCUCUCGGACACCAUCGAGGAGGGGACCAUGCCCAAGGAGAUGUCAGAAAUCAUCGGGCGCCUCUGGAAGGACUCGGGCAUCCAAGCCUGCUUUGACCGCGCCUCCGAGUACCAGCUCAAUGACUCUGCGGGCUACUACCUGUCAGACCUGGAGCGCCUGGUGACCCCCGGCUACGUCCCCACAGAGCAGGACGUGCUGCGUUCCCGCGUCAAGACAACCGGCAUCAUCGAGACCCAGUUCUCCUUCAAAGACCUCAACUUCAGGAUGUUCGACGUGGGCGGGCAGCGCUCAGAGAGGAAGAAGUGGAUCCACUGCUUUGAGGGUGUGACCUGCAUCAUCUUCAUCGCGGCUCUCAGUGCCUACGACAUGGUCCUGGUGGAGGAUGAUGAAGUGAACCGCAUGCAUGAGAGCCUGCACCUCUUCAACAGCAUCUGCAACCACCGCUACUUUGCCACCACCUCCAUCGUCCUCUUCCUCAACAAGAAGGACGUUUUCCUGGAGAAGAUCAAGAAGGCCCAUCUCAGCAUCUGCUUCCCUGACUACGACGGUCCCAACACCUACGACGAUGCGGGCAACUACAUCAAGCUGCAGUUCCUGGAGCUGAAUAUGCGGCGGGACGUGAAGGAGAUCUACUCCCACAUGACCUGCGCCACCGAUACCGAGAACGUCAAGUUCGUCUUUGACGCCGUCACUGACAUCAUCAUCAAGGAGAACCUCAAGGACUGCGGGCUGUUCUGAGCCCCAGCCGAGCACCCCCUCCCCUGGGACCAGCCCCGCUGCUGACCCCAUUCCACCUCCACAACCACCUCCACUGCCCCAGACCCCUGGGAUUUGACCUGCUCAGCUCCAAAGCCACCCCUGGUGAAGGGGGGCGGGGAAGGGGUGCAAUCUCACUCCCCCUCCCCACCAACUCUCUCACCAGUCAGCACUGUGGGGCCCCCCGUUCUGCUGGGGGUCUCUGGGGCUCUGCUCCUCGGGGUACCCGGAUGACCCUGGAUACUACAGGGUGCGGGAUACUUUUGGGUGCUGCAGGUCCCUGGGUAACCCUCAGAGCUGUGUGGCAUGGGGGUUCUCUUGGGUGCUGAGCAUCCUUGAGUACCCCUUGGAGCAGAGGGGUGUUUGGGGGUCCUGAGUGUCCCUAGGUAUUUGAGGGAUCCUGGGGUGUCCCUGGGUUCCUUUAGAGCUGAGAAGUGCUGGGGUUCCCAGAUGACCCUUGGCACUGGGGAGACUGGGGGGUUGUGGGUACCCUUUGGAGCUGAUGAGUAUUAGAGGUUCCCUUGGGUGCUGGGGGGUGCAGGUGCCCUCCGGAGCUCUGGAUGCUGGGGUGGUCCCUUGAGUGCUGCUGGGUGUCCAUUGGUGCCCCCCUGGAGCUGGGGGUGCCGGGAGUCUCCACAAAUCCCUGGGAGCGGGGGGUCCUUUGGGUGUGGAGUGUCCAUGGGUGAUCCCUGGGACUGGGGGUUCCUGUGGGCUGCUGGGUGCAAGGGGUGCUACAGAUCAUUGGGUGUUCCUGGGUACUGGGUAUCCCCAGGGACUGUGUGAUACUGGGGCUCCCCUGGUGCCACCAUGUCACCGCUGCCGAGCCAGUGGUCAUGUGUUUGUUCCCCCCCACCCCACAGCUCCUUGGGCUAGGGCUUGGCCCUGCGGCAGCAUCCCAACGACACCCCCAAGGGCCCCACCAUUGCCCCCACCUCCCACACCAGGGGCUUCUCCUGACUCCAGGGGGAUGCCAACACACCCUGUGUCCCUCUCCCACCCCUGGGGACCACCCCAGCCCUCCCACGGAAGUGAAGCCCCCCUGCCCACCCCCAAGUAACACAGGACACUUCAGUAUAUAUAAUGGUUUUUUUUUUUUCCUUUCUACAUUUUAUUAUUUCAAACCACGUGAACAAUUCGGUAAAAGAUCCUGUGGGAAAAGCGAGGCCGCAGGCACCGACUGAAAGGUCCCCCUGGGCUGGGGGGACAGCGGGGGCCGCUCUGUACAGCGGGCUCUCCUCGCCCAACGCAACAGCUAGCCCUAAAAACUAGGCUUAGAAAGAGGGGGGGGAUAGAGGCAGUGGGCAGCACCCCCUGCCCACCCUCCUGCCCGAGCUGCCCGUCGGGAUGGGGGCAGCGAGGCGGGGUGGGGUGCAGACCCUCCCCCCCAAAGGCACACGGUUGGGGGGUGGGCUGGCCAUGGAGGAUGCCACCACCAUGUAGCACUUGAUGCUUUUAAAUAGUUUGGUAAAAAGGUUUCUUUAAAAAGUAAACUGUGCCCAACUGGUGUGGUGUGGUUUUUUUGCAUGGUUUUGGGUUUGGUUUUGUCGAUUUUUCUUUUUUUUUUUUUUCCUUUUUUUCUUUCUUCUUUCUUUUCUGGUUUACUAAAAGGAAUGUCAUCGGUCGUGUUUGUGGCUGGGUGAGCAUCCCCGAGGGGACCCUGUGCCCCCCGUGCCAGCAACAC